Mus musculus (house mouse) is the source of this 11235-nucleotide messenger RNA. It is a transcript of the gene Bcl9, whose product is annotated as B cell CLL/lymphoma 9. NCBI's taxonomy places the organism in Eukaryota, Metazoa, Chordata, Mammalia, Rodentia, Muridae. Gene Ontology annotation, biological process: canonical Wnt signaling pathway. Gene Ontology annotation, cellular component: cis-Golgi network; nucleus; beta-catenin-TCF complex. The coding region runs from base 5756 to 10033 and encodes 1425 amino acids. The record is from RefSeq and is a predicted model, not a curated record. Gene Ontology annotation, molecular function: transcription coactivator activity; beta-catenin binding. The transcript has 10 exons.
UGGCAGAGCAGGAGAGGAAGAAAGAGUCAAGACCUUCAGAGCAUCCUCAGUGAGGGUCAAGCAGAAGCUUCAGCCAAUAAAGAAGACAAACCUAGAAUAGCAUCCCUGUGGGAACUGAAGAGGCUGCAGGAGAAGGCUGAGGUGGGAAGACAGUUACUGGUGGAUUUGGCAGCUGGGUGAGGCUGUAGCAGGAGCCUGGCUGGAGUAUUUACAAACAAAGAAACUACCGUGUGGGUUGGUUUUUGGAUGGAUUUGGAUGAAAAGAAAGGGGAAGAGGCUAUCACUUUAAGAUUUUACUAAAGAAAGGGAUAAAAGCCAAACAGAAGGCAGAAACAGCUUUGCCUGGUUCUCCCAAGGUGGGAUGAAGCAAGAAAGACAGACCUCACAAUGUAGAACAGUAGGGAUCACACUUGGGACAGUUGCUAUGGGAAAUGACACAGACAGCAAGGAUCAGGAGGCAAGAAGCGAAGAAGCUUAUGUUUCAUUUUCUGAGUUCUGCUGCGGGUCCAUUUUCCAGCUUAAGAUGAUUCUAGUGCAGUCCAGACAAAGUCCAGUUACACCCAGGCAGCAGGGACUCCCACUGCCGGGUGGGUGGGUGGUCAAGAGGUUAAGGGAAGCUGCCUGGAUAAAGACUGCGACCUGCCCUGCGUGAAAGUGUAAUGCUGAAAAUGGUUGGGCAGCAACUUCAGUGAAGCCGAAGAGGUUCUUUGUGUGAAAGGGAAGGGCCCGAGAGCAAAAACUAAAUAUGUCUAUAGAGAUAAAUACUAGAUAGAGAACAGGAUUCCUAAGAAAUGCCCAGGAGGUAAUCAAAUGAGUAGAAGCAUCUAGAACCAUUGCUUGGGGAAGCAGUUAACAACAGAAAGUGAAAUAACAAGAUAGUGGAACUUGGCAAGGGAAAGGGAAGUGGGACUCUAAGGACAGGUAUGAGGAAGUAGUGUGAAAACGGAGGUUAGAGCCCAGUGGGAAAGCCCCUGCCGGGCAGGCAUUUAGUCCCUACCUUUAAUGCUCAGCACUGGAGAGAUGGCUCAGCAGCUGAAAGCCCUGCUGCUCUUCCAGAGGACCUGGGUUCGGUUCCCAGUACUCACUUGGAGGCUUAAAACCAUAUUUAACUCCAGUUCCAGGGGAUCCAACUCUCUUUUGGCCUCUGAAGGCACCAGGCACACAUGGUCUGUAGACACACAGGCAGGCUAACUAUCCAUUCACACAGCUUUUGUUGUUUGUUCGUUUGUUUUUCUAUAUGAAGAUGAGGAGUUUUGGGGAGAAGUGGGUGACGCGCACAGAGCACUUAGGCCGGGUCUUAAGCUGCGUGGGCUACAGUCCAACAGAAAAACAGGAGGAGGGGAGCAUCAGCACUGAGUCAGCCGUUUAGAACUCUGGGACACAGAGCUGGAACCUUAGGGAGUAGAAUGAGGAAGCCAGAGACAAGACCACAUAGGUUGGAGCAUGCGAUAAAGCAGGGUGUCACCUUCCAGGGGAUCUGCCUAUCACACCACAGGUCCCUCAGUAGGAUGGUUCGACACUCACUAUCUGCAGAUCCUCGAUCAGGAGAAGGCACAGGAGGGAAGGCUAGGGAGCAGGGUCUCCAGCCUCAGGAAAAAGGCAGCCCUCCCUUUUGUCAGUCAAAGAUGAGGCUCUGAGAUUCUUCUGUGAAUUUUCAUGGAAAGCUGUUUCUCCUUCAUGGCAGCCUAAAAAAGUAUUUCAGGCUACCUAUCCCAGCACUGGGCAAGUAACAAGAAGUCAUUGCGUUCUAAGCCUGCAUUUUUUCAGUCAGUGUGACCCUCAGUGGUAUUCCUUCAGCAUUGAAAUUCACCGAUUUUGACCAGUGAGGAGGAUAAUGAAUGAGCGCAGUGGGAAGAACCUAUGGGCUUGCCGAGGGCCUUGACCCCAGCGAGAGUUUGUUAGGAACUACUGUAACCCUGACACCAGCUGGCUGAGUGGCUCAAGCUUGCUCAGCUUAAAUUCCGUGGCUCCUAAGGUAACUAACUGCCUGUUCUCUCUGACAGUUACUAAUACUGUGGGGGAAUGAACAGUUCCUAGGAGUUUGGACUGUGCUGUGAUGCACGGGACUCAAAUCCUAGUCCCUCACAGUGAGAGCAAUCUUGGCAAAUCGUUAAAUUGCCACAUCAAACUGUCAUCUAAGAGCAUGGAGAGAUGGCUCAGUGGCUGAGAGCACUACUGUGCUCUUCCAGAGAGAGGACCCGGGUUCAAGUCAUCGCAUUCAUAUGGUGGCCCACAGCCUUUUAUAACUCUAGUUCCAGGGUGUCUGAUAGCACCCUCUUCUGGCCUCUGUAGGCACUGCACACAUGUGAUGAAGAAACAUACAUGCAGGUAAAACACCCAUACAUAUAAAAAAAUUUUUAAAUAUUUUAAAAAAUAUGUCAUCUAAGAAACAAGAUGGAUUCUUCUCAAUUAUAGUAUUUAGGCACGCUCAUUAGGGACAGAUGAAACAAGAGCUUUUGUCCCUUUAAUUUGGAAAUGGGUGCCCUUGGCCAGGUGGUAGUGUUGCACACUUCUAAUCUCAGCUCUUGGGAGGAAGAAGCAGGCAGAUCUCUGGAGUUUGAGGCCAGCCUGGUCUACAUAGCGAGUUCCAGCACAGUCAUGGCUACAUACUACAAAAGAGAAAUGUUGUCUUGAAAAACCAAAAGAGGGAACUGGAAGAGAUGGCUUAGUGGUUAAGAGUACUGACUGCUCUUCUGAAGGUCCUGAGUUCAAAUCACAGCAACCACAUGGUGGCUCACAAUUAUCUGUAAUGAGAUCUGAUGUCCUCUUCUGGGGUGUCUAAAGACAACUACAGUGUACUUACUUACAGUGUAUUUAUUUGUUAUUAUAAUAAUAAAUAAGUCUUUAAAAUAGAAAGAAAAAGACAAGAAAAGGAAAAACCAAAAGAAAAGAAAUAGGAUUCCCGGUAGAAAAUCCUGGUCUGUUGAGGAGUUAAGAAGUCAGACUUGCAGCAUCCCAGCCUCGAGGUCACUAUGUGUUUAUGGUCCUUAUGAGAAGCAAGAUUCAGUGCAAGGAGUCCAAUCGAGUCUAUGAAAAGCCUGUAUUUUUAGCAGUCUUGCCAUUUGGAGGAAGAAGGAUUUCACAGAGUUGCUGGAGUAGCAAAAACAUCACGAGACUUCUGUUUACAAGAUGCUUUCAGAAGGAUCUCUCCGCUCUCCACUCGUGUUUAUACAUGCACAGUCUGUCAGGCCCUUCGACACCAAAGGCAGGCUUUUGUCCAGCGAGAGCAGAUGUGUGGACGUUAGAAAACUCAGAGAGCAAAUACUCCAGUGAAAGAAACUAUUGAGCAGAAUAUAUGAUAUUUUAAAACGCAUUUCUGUCCUGUGUGUAAUAUAGCUAAACUAACAUUACUGUGGAGCUGCUAACCUUUACAUUUCCUGAUUUUUUUUUUUUUUCUUAGCGUGCUUAAGGUCUUGUUGCGGUUGCUUGUAGCCUGGAGUUGUGCGUGUGUGAUCCUUGUCUUCAUUUUCCUUCCAAUUCAGUAAAUCAUUUUUGAACUUUAACACAUGGUUACAAGAGAGUUUAAUGCCUAGCAAAGACAGGUUUUUGUUUUGUUUUGUUUUUUGUUUUUUGGGUUUUUUGGCUUUUUUUAUUUGUUUGUUUGUUUUGCUUUAAGUACAUUAUUGUCACAGUCUACCCUUUAGGUACAUUAUUGUCACAGUCUGCCCUUUAGCUUGUUGUCCAGCAGUGACCUGAUCUGGAAUACCCGAGUCAUGCUGGCUGGUAUUAUGUCAACUUGACACAGCUAGAGUUAUCUUAAAGGAAGAACUCAAUUGAGAAAAUGCCUCCAUAAGAUUCAGCUGUAAGGCAUUUCUUAAUUAAUGGUUGACUGGAGAGAGCCCAGCCCAUUAUGGCUGGUGCCAUCCCUGGUCUGGUGGUCCUGGGGUCUAUAAGAAAGCAGGCUGAGCAAGCCAUGGGAGGCAAGGCAGUAAGCAGCAUACCUGGAAGUUACUGUAUCGGCUCCUGCCUUCAGGUUCCUGCCCUGUUUGAGUUCCUGUCCUGACCUCCUUCAGUGAUGGUCUACAAUGUGGAAGUGUAAACCAAAUAAGCCCUUUCCUCCCCAACUUACUUUUGGUCAUGAUGUUUCAUCACAGCAACAGAAAUCCUAAUGAGGACAGAAGUAUUUUGGCAGUGGUUUUCUUUUAGAGGAAUCCAAUCUAUAUGAGUCAAGACCCUUCCCUUACAUUAGCAAUCCCAAAUACUCUUACAUACUUCUAGUUUGAUUGUCUUUUCUCAUAGUCACACGUGAUCUUUUCUCUUUUAGAGAGGUUCGUAGCUAUGUGGAAUCUAAUUUCUAAAGCCAAAAGUUGACAGCUCCCUACCCCCAAACCCUUCAACUUUAUUUCUUACGUGGACUCAAUUUGCUCUCAGGUUUAUAUCAUUUAGACCUACCUGACUCUCUUUUAAACUUAUAAACUCAGUCUCAAAGAGAAAAUAUCUUGCCACAGUUGUUCAGAUUCUAAGCCAGGGAGAAACUGUAUGGAAACCCAUAUGGCCAGUUGUGAGUUUUGCGAAGAUUGGAAAGUAGUGAGUGAACUUUAUUAUUUAGCGUUCUAUUAUAUACCAUCCUUUACGACAGCACUGCUCCUUAAAAGGGUACCACAGGAAGGUUCCCUAUUUUAUAUAGAGAAAAGCGGAGGCAGUAGUGGCUGUCCUGGUUAAACCCAUGUAGGUCUUUUGGCUAUGUUGCUUGCUUCCAUCUUCGGGGAGACUGUACAUUCUCAGGUACACAGAAUCCACUUAACUGUUAGAAACGCUUUGGACCAGUGCACAGAGUUGCAGGAGAAUCCUUAAGAUCAACUCCGCAAAGUACAAACUCGAAGAUUAGUAGGGUUUUGUGGGGAGGGCAGACAGUAACGAUGGCUGGUCAAGGCAGUAACACGGCCCCACAAAAUAAGGAUAACAGGAAUCUGAGCAAGGCGCAUUAACCAAGAUGUGAAAAAGUGCUACCUAAUGAGCUAACAUCUAACUUCACAGGGGUAGUGCUGAACGCGUCGCCCUCGAAUUCUCAACAUCAAAGCUCUUCCAAAAAAUAAAAUUAAGUGAGUGAUACUGUGGUUGGGAGAAGACCUGGAGGCCGGGGCAGAAGGUGCUCUCUGGAAACCAUAGGUAGUGCUGGCCAGGCAGGGCGGGGCGGGGCAGGGCCCGAGGUGAAGGAGACCUUGCUCUAGCCACAGCGCCAGCAGGACCCCAGAGAGUCUGUUCUGGGAAGAGGGAGAAGAGUGCAAGCCGAGGGGACCAGCUUUCCAGAGGGAAGAAAGCCCUCACGGGCAAAGGACUUGGAUGUGAGACUAACUGGUGUCACUUCACAUUGACCUAACCAUUCCUGUGUGGUGAGGUGACAGUUCUCCUUCCCUGUAAGCUCCUCCCCGCCCCAAUGUAGAAGACAAAGCGGAGUGGACCUCUUGAAAGGUGAGGGUCACCUUUGAGGAAGGCGCUCUGACUCCUCCUCACCCCAGGAUGAAGUCUGCAGUGUCGUGACCCUUGGGGUUUCGUGUGCCCUGGAGAUGCGAGAUUUUCCUUCAGCAGCAGGAGGCACACACUCAGAGAAUGCUGGAACUUCAAGGGGGAAGGACCCACUUCCACAGCAGAGAAAAACAAAGAGGAAAAAGUCGAACAGGCAGCCAGCACUAAGGGACGCACCAAGCAAACAGUGGGCAACCGCCUCUGCCCCUAGCAGCUACUUCUGCUGCAGCCCGAGAGGAACUCGGUGAGCCUGUCUCAGUUAGUGACCGAGAGCUCAGGAUUUCAAUCAAUGCAUCCCAGUAACCCUAAAGUGAGGAGCUCGCCAUCAGGAAACACACAGAGUAGCCCUAAGUCAAAGCAGGAGGUGAUGGUCCGUCCCCCUACAGUGAUGUCCCCAUCUGGAAACCCCCAGCUGGAUUCCAAAUUCUCCAAUCAGGGUAAACCGGGGGGCUCAGCCAGCCAAUCCCAGCCAUCCCCCUGUGACUCCAAGAGUGGGGGCCAUACCCCUAAAGCACUCCCUGGCCCAGGUGGGAGCAUGGGGCUGAAGAAUGGGGCUGGAAAUGGUGCCAAGGGCAAGGGGAAAAGGGAGCGAAGUAUUUCGGCCGACUCCUUUGAUCAGAGAGAUCCUGGGACUCCAAACGAUGACUCUGACAUUAAAGAAUGUAAUUCUGCAGACCACAUCAAGUCCCAGGAGUCCCAGCACACGCCACACUCCAUGACCCCGUCAACUGCUACAGCCCCCAGGUCUUCCACUCCCUCCCAUGGCCAAACUCCUGCCCCAGAGCCCAUAUCUGCUCAGAAGACGCCAGCCAAAGUGGUGUAUGUGUUUUCUACGGAGAUGGCAAAUAAGGCUGCAGAAGCUGUACUGAAGGGCCAGGUUGAAACAAUUGUCUCUUUCCACAUCCAGAACAUCUCUAACAGCAAGUCAGAGAGAAGCACAGCCCCCCUGAACACACAGAUACCCACCCUUCGGAAUGAUCCAAAACCUCUCCCACAGCAGCCUCCAGCUCCCGCCAACCAGGACCAGAACUCUUCCCAGAAUGCCAGACUGCAGCCAACUCCUCCCAUUCAGGCACCAGCACCCAAGCCUACUGCAGCCCCGCGUCCCCUGGACCGGGAGAGUCCUGGGGUAGAAAACAAACUGAUUCCUCCUGUGGGCAGUCCUGGGAGCUCCACUCCACUGCCCCCAGAUGGUACUGGGCCAAACUCAACACCCAACAAUCGAGCAGUGACCCCUGUCUCCCAGGGGAGCAAUAGCUCUUCAGCAGAUCCCAAAGCCCCCCCACCUCCACCAGUGUCCGGUGGUGAGCCCCCCACGCUGGGAGAGAACCCUGAUGGCCUCUCUCAGGAGCAGCUGGAGCACCGGGAACGCUCCUUACAAACUCUGAGGGACAUCCAGCGUAUGCUUUUCCCUGAUGAGAAGGAGUUCACAGCAGGACAAACGGGGGGUCCCCAGCAGAACACUGGGGUUUUAGAUGGACCUCAAAAAAAACCAGAUGGGCCAAUACAGGCCAUGAUGUCUCAAUCCCAAAGCCUCGGUAAGGGUCCUGGGCCCCGGACAGAUGUGGGGGCUCCGUUUGGCCCUCAAGGACAUAGAGAUGUGCCCUUUUCUCCAGAUGAAAUGGUUCCACCUAAUAUGAGCUCCCAGUCUGGGCCCAUAGGACCCGACCACCUGGACCAUAUGACUCCCGAGCAGAUAGCAUGGCUGAAGCUGCAGCAGGAGUUUUAUGAAGAGAAGAGGCGGAAACAGGAGCAGGUGGUCGUCCAGCAGUGCUCUCUCCAGGAUAUGAUGGUCCAUCAGCAUGGGCCCCGGGGAGUGGUCCGAGGGCCUCCCCCUCCGUACCAGAUGGCUCCUGGUGAAGGCUGGGCACCUGGGGCAGAGCCGUUUCCUGAUGGUAUCAACAUUUCACACUCUUUGCCCCCAAGGGGCAUGGCUCCCCACCCCAACAUGCCAGGGAGCCAGAUGCGCCUUCCUGGGUUUGCAGGAAUGAUAAAUUCAGAAAUGGAGGGGCCAAACGUGCCCAACCCGGCAUCCAGACCAGGUCUCUCUGGAGUCAGUUGGCCAGACGAUGUGCCAAAAAUCCCAGAUGGUCGAAAUUUCCCUCCUGGCCAGGGUGUCUUCAGUGGUCCUGGCCGAGGGGAGCGGUUUCCAAACCCCCAGGGCUUGUCUGAAGAGAUGUUUCAACAGCAGCUGGCAGAGAAGCAGCUGGCUCUGCCCCCAGGGAUGAGCAUGGAGGGCAUCCGGCCUGGCAUGGAAAUGAACAGGAUGAUUCCAGGCUCCCAGCGCCACAUGGAGCCAGGAAGUAACCCCAUCUUCCCUCGGAUACCAGUUGAGGGUCCUCUGAGCCCUUCCCGGGGUGACUUUCCAAAAGGAAUGCCUCCACAGAUAGGUCCUGGUCGGGAACUUGAGUUUGGCAUGGUUCCUGGUGGGAUGAAGGGGGAAGUUAAUCUAAACGUCAACAUGGGAUCCAGCUCUCAGAUGAUACCUCAGAAGAUGAGGGAGGCUGGGGCAGGCCCUGAGGAGAUGAUGAAAUUACGCCCUGGGAGCUCAGAAAUGCUGCCUGCCCAGCAGAAGAUGGUGCCCCUGCCAUUUGGUGAGCACCCUCAGCAGGAGUAUGGUGUGGGCCCCAGGCCAUUCCUUCCCAUGUCUCAGGGUCCGGGCAGCAACAGUGGCUUGCGCAAUCUCAGAGAACCAAUUGGGCCCGACCAAAGGACUAACAGCCGGCUCAGUCAUAUGCCACCACUACCUCUCAACCCUUCCAGUAACCCCACUAGCCUCAGCACAGCUCCUCCAGUUCAGCGUGGCCUGGGGCGGAAGCCUUUGGAUAUAUCUGUGGCAGGCAGCCAGGUGCAUUCCCCAGGCAUUAACCCUCUGAAGUCUCCGACAAUGCACCAAGUCCAGUCUCCAAUGCUGGGCUCACCCUCCGGGAACCUCAAGUCCCCUCAGACUCCAUCACAGCUGGCAGGCAUGCUGGCAGGCCCAGCUGCUGCUGCUUCCAUUAAGUCCCCUCCUGUCUUGGGGUCUGCUGCUGCUUCGCCUGUUCACCUCAAGUCUCCAUCACUUCCUGCCCCGUCGCCUGGAUGGACCUCCUCUCCCAAACCGCCCCUUCAGAGUCCUGGGAUCCCUCCAAACCACAAAGCGCCCCUCACCAUGGCCUCCCCAGCCAUGCUGGGAAGUGUGGAGUCAGGUGGCCCCCCGCCUCCUACAGCCAGCCAGCCUGCCUCGGUGAACAUCCCCGGAAGUCUUCCCUCUAGCACACCUUAUCCCAUGCCUCCAGAGCCCACCCUUUCCCAGAAUCCACUCUCCAUUAUGAUGUCUCGAAUGUCCAAGUUUGCGAUGCCCAGUUCCACUCCAUUAUACCACGAUGCCAUCAAGACUGUGGCCAGCUCCGAUGAUGACUCCCCGCCAGCUCGCUCGCCCAACUUGCCAUCAAUGAAUAGCAUGCCAGGAAUGGGCAUUAAUACACAGAAUCCUCGAAUUUCAGGUCCAAACCCUGUGGUUCCGAUGCCAACCCUCAGCCCGAUGGGAAUGACCCAGCCACUUUCUCACUCCAAUCAGAUGCCCUCUCCUAAUGCCAUGGGACCCAGCAUACCUCCUCAUGGGGUCCCAAUGGGGCCUGGCUUGAUGUCACACAAUCCUAUCAUGGGACAUGGGUCCCAGGAGCCUCCAAUGGUACCUCAAGGACGGAUGGGCUUCCCCCAGGGCUUCCCUCCAGUACAGUCUCCUCCUCAGCAGGUUCCAUUCCCUCACAAUGGCCCCACUGGGGGACAAGGUAACUUCCCAGGAGGGAUAGGUUUCCCAGGAGAAGGACCCCUUGGUCGUCCCAGCAACCUGCCCCAAAGUUCAGCAGAUCCAGCACUUUGCAAGCCUGGAGGCCCAGGGGCUCCUGACUCCUUCACUGUCCUGGGGAACAGCAUGCCCUCCGUGUUUACAGACCCAGAUCUGCAGGAGGUAAUCCGACCUGGAGCCACCGGAAUACCUGAGUUUGAUCUCUCCCGCAUUAUCCCAUCGGAGAAGCCCAGCCAGACACUGCAGUAUUUCCCUCGAGGGGAAGUCCCCGGCCGCAAACAGCCACAAGGUCCUGGGCCUGGGUUUUCACACAUGCAGGGGAUGAUGAGCGAUCAAGCCCCAAGAAUGGGGUUAGCAUUACCUGGCAUGGGAGGCCCCGGGCCAGUAGGAACUCCAGACAUUCCUCUUGGUACAUCUCCAUCCAUGCCAGGCCACAACCCAAUGAGACCACCAGCCUUUCUCCAGCAAGGCAUGAUGGGACCUCACCACCGGAUGAUGUCACCAGCACAAUCCACAGUGCCCGGCCCAGCCACCCUGAUGACCAAUCCAGCUGCUGCUGUGGGCAUGAUUCCUGGCAAGGAUCGGGGGCCUGCUGGGCUCUAUACCCACCCAGGGCCUGUGGGUUCUCCAGGCAUGAUGAUGUCCAUGCAAGGCAUGAUGGGACCCCAACAGAACAUCAUGAUUCCCCCACAAAUGAGGCCCCGGGGCAUGGCUGCUGAUGUGGGCAUGGGUGGGUUUAGCCAAGGACCUGGUAACCCAGGAAACAUGAUGUUUUAAGCUGCUACGAUUGGAUGUGCCGAUCCUUGUCAAGAUGAGAUUCCAGGUCCUGUGAGCUGCUUUGAUGGAGUUCCAGGAGUCCUUACUGUUGGUCAUGCAAUAGGAGAAGAGGGACCCGGGGCUGCUUUGAGGGAGGAGGGAACCAAGAAUGUAUGGAUUUACCGGAAAACAAAUUAUUCAUUUAAUCAACAGGUGUGUUUUUUUAAGAUUUAUUUUUUAAAAAUUAUUUUUGUGGACAUGGGGAUCCCGUGACGGCACCUACUUUUGGGAGUCUGUAGCCGUGUUUGAGAAUUGCCAUCGGUCAUGUGUUGCACCGUUCUGUGUUUACGUCCUUUGGACUGGCUUCUCCCAGGAUUCUUUUCUGGUUUUUUUUUUUUACUUUUGAUUUGGGCUUUAUUUUGUGUGUAUGUGUGUACUGUACUAUAUUGUAAAAGGGAUUUUAGCAGAGACUUUAGUCUUUGGGGCAAGAGGAGAACAGGAAUGCUGGGCUGUUUACUUUCGAUGGAGAAUCCAUCUUCAGACCUUGGACUAUUUUCUUUCAACUCCAGUGUAUAGAAAAACCAAACUACGACCUCAGAGCAGAGUAUUAACGAAAAGCACAAAAAAAGGAACUGAGUUCAGCGAGGGGUGGGGGGAGGGGGGACAUUUUUCUUUUUAAAAAUACUGAAGCUUGGGACGUUUGUUCUUCGGUUCACGUGCUCCUCAGCACGGUCUGUCUCCAGUGUACAACCUGCCCGCCCUCACGGUUUCCUCUCUCUCCUCCUUCAGUUCCUUGGUUACGUGUGUUUCCUUCCUGUGACCCCGCUGGUGGCCCUCUGCUUUCCCCUCUCUUCUUCCCCUUGGCAGCUGCAAUACCCAGGCUCUCUGGGGUUCUCCCUGAAGCCUCGCCCCUGCCUCGGAUGCCCUCUGGCCUCUUGUCCCUCCCUGCCCUCCCCGCCCUGGUGUACUCUUCCUUGCCCGCCUUGUUUCUUGUUCUCCUUUUCUUAGGAAUUCCCAAGUGAAUUUUAUUAAUGUGUGGGAAUGGAACCGAUGCUAAAAGCUAUCCAGGAUUUUGUUUUUGUUUUAAAUUUUGUGUUCCUUCCCUUCCCUCCCUCUUCCCAUGCGUGAAACGUUCUGUGUAAUCUUCAUUAAAUUUGGUACAAAACCACUCACCAGAGCUGUGGUGUCAGAAAAAUAAAUAUAUUGUUUCUUACAAAACAGAA